This is a messenger RNA of Staurois parvus, 705 nucleotides long. The record is from the annotation of a GenBank genome assembly. Lineage: Eukaryota; Metazoa; Chordata; Amphibia; Anura; Ranidae.
AUGGCACUACUUUAUGGAUUUUCUAUGAGGUUCAGACCAAUUAAUCAACAGAUACUGUUAUGGACAUGGAGAUCAAGAUUGCAUAGGAGUGCCAGCCUCAUUGGAUGUAGAGAAACUCCUCAAGCUAUACAUGGAAAUGUAUUUUCACAUUUGUCUGUUAAAGUCAGGCAUCCACAGGUACAAAGCCAAAAUACAUUCUGUUCAUCUGCUUCUGACACCACGACUGAUGAGAAGAAAUUUCAUGUGAUCUACAAGUUUCCUGGAAUACGCAUGUGCAAGGCUGUGUCCAGACUGAAGAUUCUGCAGACAAUGUUGACUUUUACAGCCCUUCCACCUGUUUAUUAUUACUAUUUGCAAGGGCAAGUUUCAGAGUUAGUUUUUUAUUAUUUCACUGGAUUAACUGUGUUUGCUGGAGUUAUGCUGUAUAGCAUUACGUAUUAUUUACAGAGAAUUAUAGGGAUGAUUUAUGUAAACCAAGAAGCAACAACUCUGAAGAUUUCUCACUUGACAUUUUGGGGUAAAAGAAAAGAUAUUUUUUUACCUGUUGAAGAUGUGAAAGUGCUGUCAGAAACUGGAGACAUAAAAGGGGAAGUUUUCCUUCAGAUCAGAAGAUACAGCAGUCCAGAUGUUUUGUACAUAACCAAACACUACGGCCAGGUUAUGGAUAAGGAAAAGUUUCAAUUUAUAUUUGGAGAAAUAAAAUAA